AUGACCCAGCGGAUGGACGGCAUGCUCCUGGAUGCGGCCACUGAAUGAUAUACCGCAUGCUUGCAUAUGGGCGGCUGAUGUAUCUUUGCCUGUCGGCCGCGAUCCAGAUCUGCUAUUGCUCUGCUCUGGUAUAGCAUCCACCGCAAUUUCAUGGAAGUUUGGCAUUUUUGCAAAACAUGGCAUCGGACAAUGAAGUCAAAACGCUGCUGAAUUUCGUCAACCUGGCAUCAUGUGAUAUCAAGGCAGCUUUGGAUAAGUCAGCCCCUUGCAGGAGGUCUGUGGACCACAGAAAAUAUUUGCAGAAGCAACUGAAAAGAUUUUCCCAGAAAUAUUCCAGGCUGCCCAGAUGCCACUCAAGCAAAACCGUGGAGUUGAGGAAAGGAAUUGUAGACAGAAUCCAUUCUGCAACUCACAGCAAAGGACUCGGUGGAAAAGUCAUGGGUGCAGUAAAGGCUGAUGAGGGCAUUAUUGGGGACAUGUGCUCUCAGGAAAACAGCAGUGAGGGAGGAAGACAGGACCAGGUUCCCAUGAGAAAGAGGCAGCUUCCAGCAUCUUUCUGGGAAGAGCCCAGACCUCCCAACAAUCUCCUGGAGAUGUCUUGCCCUUCCAGACUAGAUAUUAUUUACCAAAAUAGGACUGAAACUUCUUUUCCUGGUUAUGAGGGUAAAAAAGGGAAAAACGUACUGAUUCAGGGCACAUCUGGUACUGGCUGUGUCCAUCCCACAGGAGAAAAGGAGGCUGGAAAAGUGCCCAUCAUAGCAUCCCUCGCUGAACGAGUCAAUGCCUGUGGUUGCUGUCCACUUCAGUACCAUGGACAACAAGCCAUGUACCAGCAAAGCCAUGGCAUCCACCCUCUCAACCCAUUCACUGCCCUGGCCCUGUGGAGCAAAAACACAACAGUUCCCACUGUGGAAAUUCAGCACUUGUGUAAGGAUUCCGGCCAAAGGAUAUAUAGACACGUGGUUCUGAAACCCAUUCCCACCAAGCCGGCAGUCCCAUCCUCCAUAUUCAAUGUUUUUGGAUAUAUUUAAGAACGAUGGGACCCUAGAGUAAUCUAUUGAGGAUGCUUAAGAUUUGUGUCUCUCCAAACUCAUAUAUACAGAGCCUGCUGAGAUGCCCUUCAGCUAAAUUCUGCUUCAUACAUGGACCUGCGGGGACAGUUUACACUCCUCUGAGGAUGCCCCAUGUACUGCUCUGUGCAGACAUGGAUGAUGUGAAUGUUAUGCCUAGGACACCGUCCUAUGUUAUCUGUGCAGAUUGUAUUGUGAUGUUUUGCUCAGCAGGUUAUUACAAUAUGUGUGUACUAGGCAAAGAAAUGUACUUAUUUUUAUGACAAGAACCUGAAAUUCUGUGUUGAACCCCCCGUAAAGUGUGUAAAUAUUGUACUUAUUCUGUGUCAGAAACGUUGAUAUGAUGCCUAAAUGUGUUACAUGUAGGAGCAAUGCAGAAUAAACACA
Messenger RNA from Pseudophryne corroboree (corroboree frog), 1457 nucleotides. RefSeq names its product family with sequence similarity 181 member A (gene FAM181A). NCBI's taxonomy places the organism in Eukaryota, Metazoa, Chordata, Amphibia, Anura, Myobatrachidae. The record is from RefSeq and is a predicted model, not a curated record. The transcript has 2 exons. Bases 177 to 1031 code for a protein of 284 amino acids.